GAAUCCAACGAGGAAAAGGAAAAAGCUUCUAUAUAAGAGCAUCAUUCAUCGAAUCUUGACUCUCCCAAGAAACCAGAAAGAAUCAAUCAACUACGCAACCCAACUGCUCUUCCCUUCAAAACCCUGUUCAUCUUUUUAUUUCCUGGCAAACGAGAAUCUCUGUGUGUGUGUGUCUCUUCCAGGGAACAGAAAGACAACAAUGGCGGUGGCGGGUUGCAGUGUUGGUUGUGGUGGAGGCGUUUAUCUUCAACGUCAGGAUCAUCCCUCGGAUAUUCCUUUUAACGUUCGGAAUGGCUGUCGUCGUGCAUGCUCUUUCAUGGUGUCGAAACCGAGAACGACCAAGAUCUUGGCAUCGUCGUCGUCGUCCAAGGUGAGUCUACAACCAUUGCCGACGAAGCAGAAGGAAGAGAGGAAACGGAACGAGUUGUUGUACGAGAAGAUAGACGAGUGGAUGAGGGAUUCGGUGGUGGAGAUCGUUAAGAAGUUACCCGAAUCUCCCCUCUUGGUGCACGUGUAUUCCGACAACAACACGACGAGAACGAGGACGGAGAAGGCGGAGGAAGGCAACUGGGUUUUGAUGAAACAGAAGUGGGAGAAAGGGGUGACCCCAAUGCCCGAUGGGGUGAUCUUUGUUGAGCAAAUACAGGAAGAGGAAGGAGAAGAGAUUGAAGAGGAGAGGAAGAACGAGGCGGUUUCCAGGGCAUGGGGGAUUGUGGUUCAGGGCAAAGGGGAAGGGUGUGGACCUCCAGCUUGUUAUUUGUUGAAGACAAGCAAAGUGGGUUCUGGGUUGGGGCUGAGGUGCACCCAUUUUUGUUUGGUGAAGGUGAAAAGUUUCAGGGAAACUGCUUUCUCACAGCUCAAGAAUUGCUGGUUGUUGCAGGGUAAUUGAAACAGACAAUGGAAGAAGAAGAAGAAGAAGAAGAAGAAAGGUUGAUUCCUUUUUUUUUUUUUUAUCACUAUAAUUUUUUCUUGUUAAUAAGACUUGGAAUUGAUGGGAAUUGGCAAAGCCUGGGAAAUUGAUGUACAAAAUUCUUACAGGAAUUAAGAAUUCAGAACUGUUCAUAUAACUUUCAUUUUAUUCAAAGAUUUUCAUUCCAUAUCA
Molecule: messenger RNA, 1102 nt
Organism: Theobroma cacao (cacao)
Lineage: Eukaryota; Viridiplantae; Streptophyta; Magnoliopsida; Malvales; Malvaceae
Source: RefSeq, a predicted model, not a curated record